AUGGAGAGCGAUAGUGAUGAAAGUUUCGAUGGGGUUGAUAUCGAAGGUGUCGUCGAUGAGAGUGGGUCAGGUACAACUUUGGAUGUUUCAACGACGAGUUCUGAUUCUAGUAACUCUGAAAAUGUGUUGCUUGCGCGUAAUUGGUGCAAGUUAGGGCCUGAUUCCCCGGAACCACCAGCUUUUCCAUUUUCUGCCAGACCUAGUGUUCAUUUUCACUCGAAUGAUGAGGACAAUUUACUGCAAUUUUUUGAACAAUUUUUUGAUGCUGAGAUAAUCAAUCACAUUGUUACUGAAACCAAUCGUUAUACGAUUCAAAAGAAAUUCAAAAAAUGGUUCCCAGUAACUGCUGGUGAAAUGAGAGUAUUUUGGGGCUUAUAA
This is a messenger RNA of Acanthoscelides obtectus, 378 nucleotides long. The record is from the annotation of a GenBank genome assembly. NCBI's taxonomy places the organism in Eukaryota, Metazoa, Arthropoda, Insecta, Coleoptera, Chrysomelidae.